Messenger RNA from Geodia barretti, 694 nucleotides. NCBI's taxonomy places the organism in Eukaryota, Metazoa, Porifera, Demospongiae, Tetractinellida, Geodiidae. The record is from the annotation of a GenBank genome assembly.
AUGAGGAUCCUCAUGCUCUUCUUCCCGAACAGCCUCUGCCAGAAGCUGGACACCGUCAAACCCAUCCUGGCCGCCCGCCGCUCUGACACACACACACGACGUCUAGGGGACGAUGGAGAAUUGCCUGCGGCCGAGCCUCUUUCAGUUGUGUCGGAGAUUCCGAUUGGCUCACUAGUAAACCUCCGCGGUAGAUAUAAUCAUACAGUGUGCCGAGAGGAGGCGUUUUAGACGCAGAGCUGAGCUCGCCUUCGUUUCUUCUUCCACGUUGAUUUGCGCCACGUAGCUAGCUAGCCACGCUCACCGUGACCGGCCAGUGGGCGUAGUUUGGUGGAUCACGUGAUCUACUACGAACGCGCGCCGCCUGAGAUCAAGAAGCGAACUCUGAUCGAAUAGAGGACCAAUGGCUCUCAAUAGUCUCGAGCCUCUCGUUGGACACAAUGUGUCGGUAGUGACUGCAGAUGGAAGAGUUAUUGUGGGAAUCCUAAAGGGGUACGACCAGACAGUGAACAUGAUUCUGGCCCAGAGCCACGAGAGGGUCUACUCGUCUGGAGCUGGCGUGGAGAAAGUUCAGCUGGGUCUCUAUAUCAUCAGAGGCGAUAACAUAGCGGUGAUAGGCGAGAUUGAUGAGGAGAUGGAUGGCGAAAUAAACCUGGCAGAUAUCAGAGCAGAACCUCUCAACACAGUCGUACAUUAG